Messenger RNA from Aegilops tauschii subsp. strangulata, 1118 nucleotides. The record is from RefSeq and is a predicted model, not a curated record. NCBI's taxonomy places the organism in Eukaryota, Viridiplantae, Streptophyta, Magnoliopsida, Poales, Poaceae.
AUGAUUGUGGAAGGUUCUGGCACGCCUAGUACCGGCAAGAAGGCCAAGGCAGAGGCCCCCGACAAGGAAGCUGCCAUAUGCACUGCCUGCUGGGAAGCCGCUGCCGCAGAAAAAGUUGGGAAAGGUGAUGGGCCGUACUGCAAGAUCCACCGGACCAAAGGCUAUGACCUUCAGGAGUGUUAUCAGGUUGAGCAGCUCGUCAAGAGACAGAGGGCAGAGUAUGAUAAGCAUGACAAGGAGAAAGCGGCCCUCGCGCGACGCUCAGAGAUUUUUAUCAAUGGCUGUUGUAGAUGCGAAGGAGAGAUCGAACCAUCACGAGGUCAGAUACCACUCACCCCCGAUCCACCCCACCAACCGUCCCACUCCACCCACCACUGUUUGUCUAAAAAAAACACCCAACCAUCGAUCCAGAUCCCCUCCUCUCUUCUCCCGAUUCACCCCUCGUCUCUCUCCCAUCCCACGCCGCCGCCGCCGCCGCCCACCACCCCGGUGACCUCCCCACCGGCGCCGAGAAAACAGAGUCGCCUCUUCUUCUCCUCCCAAAUCCUCCCGCUCCCCCUGCACAUUUCUUCAUGUCCCCGCUCCCUCCCUCGCUCCACCACGGCGGCCUCCCCCGCCGGCGGAUCUGGGACUGGGAGACGCGGCUGCGCUAGCGGCGGUCGGUUGGUUGGUGGCGGACCGGCAGAGCCUCAGCGACCAUCGAUUGGAGGCGAGGGGAUUGGGGGCGGGGAGUCGACGGCGAAAACAGAGGGCGGAGAUCCAUCGGUGGCCAGCAGCAGCAGCUCAGGCACUCAGGAAGGUGCCAAGGAGAUGCUGGACCAAGGCGUGGAGGCACUGCGAGCUGAAGAGCACAUAGCUGCAGAUGCUGGAGGCCGGGCCGGUGAGCCGAGGAUUGGAGGUAGCGUUGAUUGGUGUUUUUAUGGAGAGAUAGGAUGCCACUGUUUGGUGUUUUUAUGCAUUUUGGUUUGCUUGUAACUGUGUUUGCACUAGCUGGGAGUAAGUGACUUGGCAAGAACUGUAGGUGUUUUAAUUGAAGGCAUGAAAAGCCAUGACAAUAUGUAUGCUCUUACAGGAUGUGCUCUAAUGCCGCUGGUUUAUUAUAAAUCUUGGAUUAGUAA